Molecule: messenger RNA, 798 nt
Organism: Paraphaeosphaeria sporulosa
Lineage: Eukaryota; Fungi; Ascomycota; Dothideomycetes; Pleosporales; Didymosphaeriaceae
Exons: 1
Coding region: 1-798 (265 amino acids)
Source: RefSeq, a predicted model, not a curated record
AUGUCAGCUAUGCUACUCUUACCAGCGCCUGUGGCUUCCAAUUCCUUCAAGAUCGGACAGUUGCUUGCAGAUCCACUGCAUCCUGAUGUCGACUCGUUUCAUAAUGAGAAUGAUAUGCUUUCUCUGAGAGCACCAACAGUACAGACCCAUUUCAGAGAAAUGCUCGAGUGCGAUGACGCUGGUCAGUUCAUCGGACGGCAUUCUCACACUUCCACUUCCAACGAGAGAUCUGUUUUGAUUGAGGCCGAAAAAAUGUCCCAUACUACGCUAAGAGACCCGCUCUCCGCGUUUCGAUACGUCAGUCGUCGAGCAUCAAGCCAAGCCUAUCUACACCAGGCGGCAUUACACCGUAAACCACUUUACUACGUCACUGCCAUUCAAACAUUGUCCAAUUACCACUACAUGGACGACGAUCCCAAUAUUGCGAUCGCUAAAAAGCCUCAAGUGCGUCGGCACGACUCAGGAAUCUCCUUGAAUGAGCAAGAUGGCAACGUCAUCCUAGCGGUCGAGCUGACGAAAGUCUACUGCCGCAUCGGGUCACCAGAUGAGCCACAACGACCGAGCGACAUUGGUUAUGCAUACAAAUACUAUCCACUCCAGGGAGAAGAACAGCGCCAACUUGCUGUUGGAUUCGGGCCGGCCGUCGAUUACCAGGAAUUCAGAAAUCUCGUCGGUAUCUCGAGCGACUCGGACUACACUGACGCGAGCGCCGAUUCGGAUUCCUUUGAUGAAGAUGAGGACGAGGGUUGCAUGUGUUGUUCCUCCUCAAUUUCGAACGCAUCCUACCGACGGUACUAA